UGAGGUCGUCCUUGCGCAACCCAAAUGGAGAACUUUUCAGUCGAGCUCACGAAUUUAGGGACAGGAAACCUAUGACAACGCAACCAUGUCGUUCUAUUACGAUAACGAAACAAAAAAUCGUUGAGGUUCAAUAUUUGAAGUAGUCAAGGUAGAGCAGGUGAAAUAGACGUUUCACAAAGAAGUGAGGAUUAAAUUACAGUACUCUCGAGGCGAAUACCUUUAAAUUAAAAUAUCCCGGUGUUUAUAGUUUUCGGUAGACUUGCGUUUGUGUAGAGGUAUCGUUCGACGUUGCGAUUCUGACCUUGUUCUGACUUGCACGGUCGUGAAGUCGCCAAUACGCGGUCAAUGGAAGUAAACCCGUUAUCAGAGGAUGAGGACAGCUCUUCAGCAGGCUCAUCCAGUGAGCAAGGAGAAAAAGACGAUCAACCAGGCCCUCCGAGCCCACACACUUCUAGCCCAAUAAAAAGAGCGAGCGUAAAUAUUACGACAAAAAGCGUCGCUUCGGAAAAGUCUUCCGCUACAUCAACUGAACCCAGCAAAGAGUACGACAUCUUGGCGUUGGUUAAAGGCUUGAAGCAUAUGAAAUUACCGCAGAUUAGUCCACCGCAAAAUAAGAUCGCAAUGAUUAACCCGUAUCUAAAUGCCGCUGACCCAGUAAAUCAACUGGACCCCAGGCUCUCCGUUUCAAAGAAAAAGCCCAAAAGUGCCAGAAAACGAAGACCUCGAAGAUCAAAAUCCAAAAGAAGACGCAGCUGCAGAGUAAGAGGCUCCGUGACACAUCGUCGCCGACAGGCGGCCGAACCACGUCGCGAUCGUACGUGAAGCGAGAAGUCGUGCGAAGCUUUCGCGGUUUCCAUGAAUGAAAUAAGCAGCAAAAUGCUCUUUCGGGUCGGGCAUGCGUACAAAUCAAUGUCUGACCAUUUGUUACUAGACGGUACAACGAAAGAUCGGUGUACACAAGAGAUAAAUUCAAAUAACAUUGCGAAUUUAUGCAAAAUAUGUGGGAGUCGUUGUUGCAAAUAAAAUUAUCAAAUUGCUUUAAUUGAACGUAUGUCCUUAGCGAAAAAGUGCCACUUGGGCCAAGCACCCGUGCAUUUUCGUCUAUGAGUCUUUAUAAAUAGUUUCAAUUCAAAAAAAAAGAAAAACUCAAAAGCUAGGGUGCAAUGGAUGAACGCCUUCCAGCCAAGCUUUGUCCUUAUAUCCUAAAAAAAGACUCGAAACGAGUCUUCUAGGAUAUUCUGCUUCUAGGAUAUUCCCUACCUUUCAAGUUUCUCGCCGUCGAAAUUUUCAAAAUCGAGCUAGCUGAAGACACGGAAAUUUAGUCUCACCUCAUUUUUUAGAUUAUGCCAGCCAAAAAUCAGCUAAAAUUUCCAUAACAAGUUGUAUUCAAAACUAGUGAAAAGCAAAUUUUACGGGAGUCUCUUCGGAGGAGAAGAGUAUUUGUUACAAUUUAUUUUUUUCAAGAUGAUAAUUAGGUAUUCUAUUAUUAUUAAUAAUCUCCCUGAUAAACUACCGCUGCCCUAAUUACUGAACUAAUUUCAUAUGAAAAUUUCUUUCGUUUUGAAAUCACGAUAGCUUCCUUUAUUGAUCAUUCAACUUGGUCUUUUCGCAUUUAUUCUGCUUCAUUAUUAAGAGGACAAGCCAGAAUCCUCUGGCAAUGUUCUCCUAUCGAUUUGCUUUAUUUUCUGUUUGUUUUUUUUCGUUCUAGUACAUUCUUAAUACAACAUUAGCAAUCACAGGCCUCCCUCUCAUCAAGAGCGGGACUACUCUUGAAGUUCUAAAUAAUAAUAAAAAUAUAACUAUAGUUAAAGUUACGGUAAAAU
Messenger RNA from Varroa destructor (honeybee mite), 1823 nucleotides. RefSeq lists its product as uncharacterized. The record is from RefSeq and is a predicted model, not a curated record. NCBI's taxonomy places the organism in Eukaryota, Metazoa, Arthropoda, Arachnida, Mesostigmata, Varroidae.